Fonsecaea erecta is the source of this 2418-nucleotide messenger RNA. RefSeq lists its product as hypothetical. Gene Ontology annotation, biological process: transcription by RNA polymerase III. Gene Ontology annotation, cellular component: transcription factor TFIIIC complex. The transcript has a single exon. Bases 1 to 2418 code for a protein of 805 amino acids. The record is from RefSeq and is a predicted model, not a curated record. NCBI's taxonomy places the organism in Eukaryota, Fungi, Ascomycota, Eurotiomycetes, Chaetothyriales, Herpotrichiellaceae. Gene Ontology annotation, molecular function: protein binding.
AUGCCAGAGCCUCGUCGAUCCGGUCGCCAGCGCAAGGUCAACCCGCGAUACGCCAAUGGUGGCUGGGACAAGGAGACCUUGCGCACCCUCCGGGCCGAAUCUGAAUCAUCUGGCCCGUCUCCUGGCGAGGAAUCGGCAUCUUCAGAGUCGGACGGCGGCAGUGCGGUUCACCAAGCCGAUGCCCAGGAAGAUGAAGAUGACGACGCAUCGAUUGCCUCUGCUGCCUCGACACGAUCCUCUGAUGUUGAUAUACCAGACCAGGAGGAAGAGGAUGUCGCAGGCGUGAGCUCAGCGUCUGCCGAUGACGUACCAACCCGCAAAGGACAAAGUCAACGAUCACGACCACAGGCAACAUCCGCUGGCGGCGAGUCGACCCGGUCGCGGGGUAUACAGCCUCCUUCACAGCUCGGAAAGAAAACAGCUUAUGCCAACAUAUUUGGACCCGAGCUUGACGACCUGUGCGAGGUUCUUGUAGCCAGGGACACUUGGCUGAAGGGACAGGACGUCACGAUUCCAAGCAGGCAGACGCUGUCCAACGCCAUUCAACAGUCACACGAUCUCGACCAAAGCUGCGCUGAGAGCAAUGACGACUUGACGUCAGAUAAGGAGGACGCCUUCGAGGUAGAUUUGUUGUUUGAGACGGUGCGUAAUCUCCAAGUUUUGGAGCCAAUUGACCUGAAGGCCGUCUACGAGAAGUACCUGCUACAUGACAUGCCAACACAUUCCAUCGUCCUUGGUGCUCGAGGGAAGCAAACCAAAUUUGGACUUGGUUACCUCUCUCCCUCGGAUAUGGGGAAGGCGUGGCUUGAUUACGAGAAGCCCGGUGGUGCUGAAACGUUGCACGCGGGAAAACUGCCCGCCCAGAGGCGAUAUCAUCAAGCCUGGCUCCUCAACGUCGGAGAGAAAGUCCAGGGCUUCGCAUGGGCUUUUGGCGCCCCUUCAAUACAGUAUCUUGCCAUUGCUGUCAAAUGCCCCUCAUCCCAGAGACGGAUGGCACCGGGGGAAGAGUGUGAACGCCCAGCUUUCCAUCCCUCGCCAGCGUAUCCGACCAGCAUCCAGGUCUGGGCCUUCCACACAAGGCCCACCGGUGUCGAAGGAAUAGGAACAUUGGCAAUAGACGAGGAGCCCAGCCUGGCGGUCGUGAUCGGGACGGAAUGGGGCAACAUCCGUCAGCUCAGGUGGUGUCCGUUCGAUCCUGACACGCAGACUAAGCACGAGAACACCAUCAAUCCAAGUAUCGGUCUCCUUGCAGCCGUCUCAAGUGACGGCCAUGCUCGUGUGAUCGCCGUGCCGCGUCCCGGAAGUCGCAACGCCAGGAAACCAAUCACCGUCCGGGUCGAGAGGGCUGGCUUUGACAUCCAGCCUCCAACAGACACUGUGUUCACGACGCUGGCUUUCGCCGGAGCCACCAACCUCAUGCUUGGCACCGCCGACGGGUUUCUCUAUUCUUUCGACCUAGCUGAACCGGUGAGAGAAGGAAAUAACCCACAACACUAUAUGAAACAACAACUCCACCACACGUACGUCGUCUCCGUCUGUCCGGCCUCGCCUGGCCCGCAAGCGACGUUCCUGGCCAGCACGUCGGCCUCUGGCGAUCUCGCCCUCACAGACCUGCGAAGUCCCGACCAAGACCGCGUUCACAUGGCCCGACCCAGCUUCCCAACGCGAGAUCUGAUCUACGCACCUUUCACACGCUCCUUCAUUGCGGUGCUGGAUCGGAGCGGCAAUACCCAAGUCGAGAGGAACUCGGCCACAUUUCUCGUCUGCCACCACAUCCGGCAGUUCCCAAAUCUACUGAAGAUUGCCAAACUGCCGCACGAAACGGGCGCCGCGACGGCGCUGGCCGGUUCACAGUGGCACCCGUGCAUCCUCGUUGGCAACGCCAAGGGCCAAGUCCUGGCGACGAACUAUCUGCGCAAAGUGCUCCCCUACCGCAGAUCGGAUCCCAAGAAAGCCGUGGGCGCAUACAUGCAAAAGAUCUGCGAGUACGAUUGGCGACCGCUCACGCCGCAGGAGCGGAGAAGAAGACACGGAGAAGACGCAUCACCGGCUGGUGCCGAAACAAUCGACGAGGAAGAUGCACAACCCCCCGCCGACAUCUACCAUGGCCACGACGCCCGGCUGGGCAUGUCGCGCUUCCACGAGGGCUUCAAGCCGGAGAAGAUCGAGGUCGCGAACAUCCUGCCCCCGACGACGAAGAAGAACAACUCGCGGCCAACGAGGAAGAAGAAGAAGAAGACGACUGCCACCGCCGACGCGGGGGCCACAGGCGUGGGCGAGGCCGUCUUCGAAGAAGAGCAGGCCGUCACCGCGCUCGAGUGGAACCCCAACGCCUCCUGUGCCGGUAUCGUAGCCAUGGGCUGGGCCAGUGGCGUGGUGCGCGUGCAGGAUCUGGCAUACGACGCCCACCCCUCUUGA